Molecule: messenger RNA, 2279 nt
Organism: Gadus morhua (Atlantic cod)
Lineage: Eukaryota; Metazoa; Chordata; Actinopteri; Gadiformes; Gadidae
Gene: tspan4a
Product: tetraspanin 4a
Exons: 8
Coding region: 764-1741 (325 amino acids)
Cellular component (GO): plasma membrane
Source: RefSeq, a predicted model, not a curated record
UUAAUAAUGACUUCUUCAUUAUUAUUUGUGUUAAAAAAACAACAAGAUGUUCCGUUGAACGACACCCUCUGUAGGUUGUUUAGAUCAACUGCAAAGAGUGACAACCUUAUUCAAAAAGAGAACGGUUUUAGAAUUAAUAUUAAUUUAGAAUCACUGCACAUUUUCUUAUUUGUAUGCACAAGUUAGAUAUCUGCUAGUUUUACUGAAAUUAAUGUAUAUUCAAUCAUGUUUGUCGCAGAACGACGAACCACAGCCGACAAUCCAGCAUGUAAAAUUGUAAAAAAAAAUCGAAUGCGUGCUCAUUCUUUCCGUAGACGAAAUUGCCAUUGCUUUGUAAAGUUCACGACCAAAUGAUUAAUGACAUGUGUACUAAUCUUACGUCAAUACUUUAUUUCACCAGUAGUCAUCGCCAAAGGUCUAUUUUGGCCAAUAACUUGAGGCGUCUUGAGGCUUGAUGAAGCCAAGGAGCAAAAUAGAAAAACUACGGUCGGUGGAGGCAACUUUUAAAGUUGUUCCUUAGAUUGAGGGAUCGAGGAUAACGAAUAGAAGAUAGAUUAAGUCACUGGGCCAGCGUGUUGUCUUCUAAACCCAGGAGAAAGGGAGAGGGCCUGAAUCCAAGGCGUUCAACCUCCUGCAGAACAUUUCAGCGGCACCUGUAGGACUCCACAGAACUCCGCCUCAUUCCCUGGCGACCGGAGGACCGCGUGCAAGUCUGAAUACCAUAGGGACACUUCUGAGGACUCUGCGCGUGUCGCAGCAGGCCAUGAGGCGCUCCAGCACGGACGAGACGCCGUACCGGCGCAGUCCGUCCCUGGACAGCAAGGCCGGCACGCCACCCUUCUCCUCCGGGUUCCACCGCUACAGCGGCGAGUUUGAGUACAAGCGGCCCCCGUUUGCCUUCGGCUUCCACACGGCGAAGGGGCCGCAGGGAUCGAGCGCCGGCCGCUACGGCCAGGGCAAGAAGUACGUGGUGUUUUACCUGGACCUCUCCUUCAUCUUCCUCCUAGAGCUGCGGCGCUGCAGGAUGGCCGAAGGUUGCAUGAUGGGCCUGCGCUACGGCAUGGUCUUCUUCAAUCUCCUCUUCUGGCUGGGAGGGUGUGGCCUACUCGGUGUGGGGGUGUGGCUCUCCGUGACCCAGGGGAACUUUGCCACCCUGUCAUCGUCCCUACCCUCCCUUUCUGCGGCCAAUCUGCUGAUCGCAACGGGAACCAUCAUCAUGGUGAUUGGCUGCCUGGGCUGCGUUGGAGCUGUCAAAGAGAGCCGGCCCCUUCUGCUUGCGUUCUUUCUCUUGCUGCUCCUCAUCUUCCUCCUGGAGAUCCUUUUCAUCAUGCUUUUCUUCAUCCAUCAAGACCAGAUCGAUUACUACGCCCAGAGGGAUCUUAAGAGGGGCCUGCAGCUGUUUGGCACGGAGGGGAACGUUGGCCUGACCAAUGCCUGGAUGAUCGUACAGACUGAUUUCCGCUGCUGUGGGGUGACCAACCACACAGAUUGGUUUGAGGUUUACAACGCCACCCGUGUGCCCGACUCCUGCUGCCUGGAAUACAGCGACAACUGCGGCCUGGACAACCCAGGGACAUGGUGGACGGCGCCAUGCUAUGAGCGUGUGAAGGACUGGCUGAACGAGAACCUGGUGGCCCUGUGGAUAUUCGCCCUGUGCAUGGCCCUUACUCAGAUACUGGGCCUGGUGUUUUCCAUGACAAUGUUCUGUCAGGCGGUGAAAGUGGAGACCUUCUUUGCCUAGCAUCGGGAGCCAACAGCUGGCACAGCUAAAGACUCUCACCACCGUCCUUUGUUUUUUUUAAUCAGAGCGAGAAGGAGAUGCACACGAGACAGAGCUCCCUUCCCACAUCGAAGGACCGUCCUCUUUGUCUCUGUCUGACCCUUUUGAAGCAGACCCAUGGUUGGGCUUGUUAACAUGACAUCUCGCCAUCUUCAGCUAACGAUCCAAGAGCACGGUGUCAGUGCAAUACCCGAAUAGUUGUUGUUUUUUACGAUUUGGCUCUGCGUCAUGUGUGCUCACAUCGCUGAUAAACAUGAAAAUGAAUUAUGGACGAACUCUGAGAAACGUUAACCUUUUCCUUUUUCCUUUUAGUCUCUAUAUUCUGAAUGUGUUAAAUUAUUUCCCGGUUUGUAAAUGUGAUUUUCAAAUGAGAGCACAGUAAACAAAAUAUGCAGAAUGCUGGUGCAGCGAUAAAAAUAGGUUGGGUAAUGCGUUGGGGAAGUGCUCUGAAUGCAUGACUCCUAUGUUGAUAAGUAUUAAAUGUUUUGACUCAUCUAAA